Ceutorhynchus assimilis (cabbage seed weevil) is the source of this 845-nucleotide messenger RNA. The record is from the annotation of a GenBank genome assembly. NCBI's taxonomy places the organism in Eukaryota, Metazoa, Arthropoda, Insecta, Coleoptera, Curculionidae.
CAGCGUGGCCGUGGCCGUAGCGUGAGUGAUUUGUGUUGUGUCCUUCCUUUGUCCUUUGCAUCUUUGGUUUGGGAAUAAAAUAGAAAAAGAGAAUCGUUUGAUGGAUAAAUUAUCAGGACCAUCUAACUCCGAUGAACAUCAACCCUUGAAGGUUAUUCCAGGUAGUUCCCGCUGCAAUAAUAGUAGAUUAUUGCCUCUCAAUUCUCCCAGAAAUAACGUUUCUGAGAGGAUAUUGACUUCAACUUUAACUGAAGGUACCUGCUCUGAUAGCAAUCCUGAAAGGAUUCCAAGAAGCUCUGUUGGAGAGAGUACCCCGCAAGGAAUUUCAACCCCUGGGCGUCGUCAACCUCUUCCAGAAUUAAAUGAAAAAAUCCUCCAGGUUCUCUAUGGAGUUCAAGAACAGAACUCGCAAAUAUUGAAUGUUCUUCAGAAAAAAAUCUCUGAAGCUACUGCUGUCUUGUGAAAAAUGAUAAAGUCGUUCAGAUAAAUAAUAUUUUAGUAAAUUCGAGUAAUAAAGAGACAUUUAUUAUUGGCAAGAAAUUUGCAAAAUAUAAACCUUUAUACACGUACCCAUUUGAAUCAAGUAAAUUCAAUAUAUAUAUAUUGGAAAAUCUGAGUGUUAGCUUGGAAAAGUGGAGCCUAAAAGAUAUUAUUUGUAAAUGCAUUGUACUUUCUCUUGAUAAUAAUAACUUUAUAUCCUUUCCAAUGACACAUACCUACUUAUCACACCUUACUUGUAAAGACUAACCAAUAGUGUUUGGAUAGUGUAAUAACUUCUGAAUUAUACCAAACAAUAUUAUACCUAUAGGCUGUGUAUUGCAUAAUAUCCGAUUAGGAUAGGUACC